Paramecium octaurelia is the source of this 752-nucleotide messenger RNA. The record is from the annotation of a GenBank genome assembly. Lineage: Eukaryota; Ciliophora; Oligohymenophorea; Peniculida; Parameciidae.
UAUAAUUCAUAUAUAAAUACUGAUUAAAUGGCAAUGUUUAAAUUUGCUCUUAUCAUUUUCAUUGAAUAAAUACUUCAAUCCGGAUUUACUAAUCUUCUUUUUGACCUUAUUUGGGUUAUACCAACAUGUUGGCAUGAUGUGGGGAUAUCUAUUUAUAGUUUGCCUCUAGAAUUUAUAAAAUGAUUUACUAAUUAAGAUUUAAUUGCCCAAUAAUUUAAAUAAUUGAAAUGAAGGCAAUGUGUCCAUUACUGAGAAGAGAUAGUUUUAGUGAAGAAGAGCAGCCAUAUUAACACAGUGAGUGUGAUUAAGUUGAAUUUUAGCUAACCAAUCGCUGGUGUUAAGCUGAGGCUGACACCGAUCCUAAUAUAUUAGCAUAAAAAGGUCCAUCUAUAAAAAAGAAGAAACAAGGCCGCUACAAGAAUGUUCCCUACACUUUUGGUCGACAUUUUAGAAAUUGGAUUGAAACCGAAGUAGGACCCAUGUAAUGUCCAGUGGUUUAAAAAUUCAUUUCUAAACGUAAAUAAAAUCCUAGGUAUCAUGACAGUUUCAAAGAUUUUAAUGAUCUAUUCCAACACUCAGGUAUAGGUAGAUAACUAGGUUAACUUUUCUUUGGGCAGAAGAAAUGGGUGUAAUAUCUCUUAAGCAAUGAAAGAGUUGAUGGAUUGUAAAUUUACUUUGAAGUUGAAAGAUCUUACUAUGAUGCUGCUACAAAAGGAACUAAAAUCACUGAACAAAAGGUGAGAAAUAUUUGA